GUGAAUGGUGUGACAUUACUCCAGGAAGAAGCUGGUCGGAAGCGAAGGGUUGGACGUGGGGAGCAUUCAUUGUCGGUAGCAGAAGGAGCUCUGCCGGUUGAAAAAUUCGAUCACCCGUUUUAGUUGAACGUACCUUUGAGAAAAAUGUUUGGCAUCAUUAAGCGAGAGUCUGUGACCUUGGACUUGGAAACAGCGUGUUGGAAACUCGAAGUGUCUGAGGAUCGGAAGAACGUGAGGUGGACCGGGACCCAGAGGAGUCUCUCCGACAACGUGAAGAGGUUUACAGUCUGGCCUUGUGUGCUGGGAUCGGAGGGAUUCACCUCGGGGAGACAUUACUGGGAGUCUCUGGCCAGGGAGGGAGAGAUCAGCCUGAGGCAGGUGACUGGUCUCUGGUCCGUGGAGCAAGAUGGCGACGAGUUUCGUGUGAACUCCUUGCCGAAAUCCCGUCUCCUCACCGAUCCCAUCCCAGAGAGGCUGGGAGUUUAUCUCAGUUACGAGGCAGGGACGGUCUCAUUUUACAGCGCGGACACCAAGUCCCAUCUCCACACCUUCAGUGGGAAUAAGUUCACCGGGAAACUGUACCCUUUCUUCUGGACUUGGGAUGAAAACCAGUGUCUGAGAAUCUGUUCCGGGUCCACUCUAGAUCUGUAAAUGUCUUUGGUCCCGGGUCCAAAGUCAGGAACAACUUCUAUUUCAAGGUUCCUUGUCACCUUAACAAUGAAUAUUUUUUGGGGGUCAAAUAUGGGGCAGAAACCCCAUUCACAACAGACCGACGCGAAACAAUUUACAUUUAACAACCAAAUCAUUAAUUGUAAAGCCACAAAGAACUUGGAAAUAGAACUGGUCAA
Amblyraja radiata (thorny skate) is the source of this 848-nucleotide messenger RNA. RefSeq names its product E3 ubiquitin-protein ligase TRIM39-like. Gene Ontology annotation, molecular function: protein binding. Lineage: Eukaryota; Metazoa; Chordata; Chondrichthyes; Rajiformes; Rajidae. The record is from RefSeq and is a predicted model, not a curated record. The transcript has 5 exons. Bases 145 to 651 code for a protein of 168 amino acids.